This is a messenger RNA of Exophiala bonariae, 2208 nucleotides long. RefSeq lists its product as uncharacterized. Lineage: Eukaryota; Fungi; Ascomycota; Eurotiomycetes; Chaetothyriales; Herpotrichiellaceae. Bases 1 to 2208 code for a protein of 735 amino acids. Gene Ontology annotation, molecular function: DNA binding; zinc ion binding. The record is from RefSeq and is a predicted model, not a curated record. Gene Ontology annotation, biological process: DNA-templated transcription. The transcript has 4 exons.
AUGGCGAGAGGUCUAUUAAGUAUGAGCAUUCCUGAGAAGAAUGAUCGUCGUUCAAGACAGGAAACUAUCUCUGGCGCAGAGCCAUCCUAUCUGAAUGACGCCGCAGCGACACCACUAACAUCGACGCCGACUGGGUCAGCAGUACAAACAUCGAACUCGGUGCAGGGACACUUGUCUGAAAACGAAGCGCGUCAUGCAUUAGCGAAAGAGAGGCCGUACAACCAAGGAGUGUCCAGUGGUCGUGAUUGGCAUGAUAUUCUGAACUUGGAUCAUGACAGAUCGUCCACUUACGGCCUUGCGGACCAGCUGCUCCAAGACUCUGCUACUGAGCAUUUACCAUUCAAAGAUUCAAGUGCCAUACCUGAUGCAGCAUCGCACCAAGAUUCUGCGAUCGGCAGCGUCAAAGAAUCUAUAUAUGUCGGUGAUCUCAUUGGUUAUGAUAUCCUCUCUCCUGCUACCGCGUUGAUGCUUUUCGAUAGCUACAUCAAGUCCGCCCACUGGUUCACGCUCGUCUUCCAUGAACCAUCUCUGAGAGAUGAUCUCAAGAGACUACUAGCAACUCGGCAUAUUCCAAAGAACCGAUUGUCUACCGCCAUGCUCCUCGCAGUGAUUCUUGUGACCGGGUCGAAACAUGUUACCACCCAAGCGCAAUCCACUACAGUUUCGAGUAUGGAUGCAGCAAGCAUAGGAGAGAAGCUACUUCGCCGAAUGGAGGAAAAGUUCGUAUAUAUCCUGGACCAGAACAACCUCGGGGCCAUUCAAGUCUACCUAGUGCUGAGCUCGUACUAUUUUUACCACGGCCAACCGCAACGGUGCCUUUCUCUCAACAGUUCCGCCAUACGACUCGCGCAACGGCUCAAUUUGCAUCGAGAAGCCGCAUGGAAGGUCACGAAUCAUAUUGAACGAGAAGUGCAUCGACGGGUCUGUUACGGCGCCCUGACUUACGGGACGCCCUCCAUGUUAGGCGGUCUCAGAUUCCAAGUUGAAUUGCCACAAAACAUGGAUGACACUAUGGACCAAUGUCCAGGUUUUAGAUCGCACGAACGGUUCGAGAAUGGGACAACUCAGCCCGUGACCACGUUGUCCUACCAAAGGUAUCGUUUCAGACUGUAUCGGAUUGCCGAGCCCAUCGUAACAAAAAUCUCUCCGGGUGACGACCAUCGUUGUUCCCUUCCCGAGCUGAUCAAGACGGUUCAAGAGACGAAUGCAAAACUGGUAGAAUGGGAGAGAGACUUGCCAGCCGAACUGACUGUGGAGACAUUCGAGAACCGUCAAAAAUACACCAGUGUGGACUCUGUCACGAAGAUCUUUCAACUUCAGGCUCUUGCACUUCAGCUAUGCUACGACAAUAUACAAAUUCUUCUUCAUCGACCCUUGUCACUGAUUCCCGGAGCUCUGACUCUGAUGGACACUACCUCGCGCGCCUCACUUCCUGCUUUUCACGGUGAAAACGCGAGCAUUUGGACCAUGAGCAGAGAGUGUUGCUGGAAGGCUGCCUCACGCACUGCCUCGAUUGGCCAAUUUCCACACAUUCUCAAACGCGCAAGUAAUCUGCCAGUCGCGGGUUAUGUGGGAAUCCACACUUUCACCGCUGGGGUCAUGUUGGGCAUUUUUGCGUUGUCCAACCCUGUCUCUAGUCAGGGCACCGAUGCAAAACGCUACAUUGGUCAACUCAUCAAGAUGCCACAGCAACUGGGCUUCAGCACUGUCAUAUCUGAUCAGACCGGACGUAUCCUUGGCAAAUUACUUCGCAAGAUCUUGGAUCAAGAGAUGAAGACGCUGACUUCACUUGACGAUGAGCUAGUAACUUACCAGAAUUAUUUCGAGACAUCCCCCAAGGUGGUCGCUGCUUCUUCUUCUCAAGUGUCCGGAAUUCCGUGGGACACCGACCGUGAACCUGGUCUUGCUUCGAGUCAAUUUACGCCUGCUGAAAAUGACAAGUCUACUGACCGGAUUCGUGUUCAAACAGCAAGGGCCCAGUGUCAUGAUAGCUCGAUCGUCGACCCAUGGCAGGCACAAGAUACUAGAGUGGAUGCAGGAGAGUCUGAUGGCAUGGACACGGUGGUGGAGAGACAUGACAUUGACCACGAUGAUAUGGCGAUUUUUAAUGCAAAUUCGCAAUUCCAUUUCCUCGACAGCGACAUCCUGGAAGAUAUCAACGAGCUUGGUCAGGGUUGGCUUUGGGAGCAGUCCUCGUCAUUUGCAUAG